AUGGACGAGAAGACAAAGGCAGAAUACGAGUCGCAGUCCCAGAAACUCCGCGCAGAACUCAAGAGCUGGGAGAGCUCUUGGGCCAAAUCCCAUGACGGGAAAAAGCCUGGAAGGGAUGACAUCAAGCGUAACGCUGACAUCGCGCAAAAAUACAAGCAGUAUAACAAAGUACGCGAUAUUUUGUCGGGAAAGGUCCCCCCUCCUACCAAAGAAGACCAGGAAACAAAAAGAAGAGACGACCCAGCGCCGACAGCGACGCCCUCGAAACGUCACAGACAUGUCGAAACCCCCUCAAAGAAAAGAUCGAAACUCGAAGAUGCAACUUUCGUUAGCACCCCCUCAAUGCCCAAGACUUUGUUUAGUCCAGUUGCCCCAAGAUCCAUAGGCCCGACGCCGCAGCGCGAUGGCAGGGUCCUGGGUCUUUUUGACCUGAUGGUCGAGCGCGAACUUGGUACACCAUCGAGGAAAAAUGGGUCGCUUAAUACAACCGCUGACUCAAGGCCAUUGACAACGCCGAGGAAACGUGCCGCACCCAUGGACGAGGAGAGCGAUGCCAAACUUGGACGAACUCCCAUGUCAACAAGCAAGAGACAGAUGCUGGACAGCUUCAUGACGCCACUGAAGAACAAAGAAGGAAAUGUUUUGGAUGCAAGGACACCGACUACAGUUUCAAAAUUACAGUUCAGCACGCCGUCUUUCCUCAAGAGACACACUCAGCCACCGCCGACCGAGAUCAACGACUUCGCUGCCCCGCCACUCCGCUUACCUAGGAAACCUAUGGUUCGUGGCCUCAGCGCCAUUGUAGCUAGUCUAAGGAAAGUUGAAGAAGAACAGCUUGACGACGACCUCGAAGCUCUUCGAGAAGCAGAGGGUGCAGAGGCACAGCCAAAGGCAUCUUCGAAGCCGACAGAAGAUUUACUUGCGGCUGAUAGCCAAAUACACUUGCCUCUAGGUGGCUUCGACGAUGAGGCAAUGUACGAUAGCCCGGACGAGGAACAGUUAGAUCGGGAUGGAAAGCCGUUGAGAAUAUUCAAAAAGAAGGGGCAGAAGCGUACAACAAAACGAUCCAAUAUGAAACCCACCCAGGUCAAAAGACCGUUAGCUACAGUCGAGAACGCGGUACAAGACAACGAUGACAACGAGACUGUGCCGGAAACACAGGCCAAUGGUAUGGCGGAUGACCUGCCUGAUGAACUGGCAGAUAUGGAGUCUGACUCUGACUUUGACGAUACUUCUUCAAAAGCCAGCGGCGCCAAGAAGACGGAAAAGGUGGGAACAGUCAAAAAGGCCGUUAGAAAGGUGAACGAACUGGCACAUGCAAACUUCCGCCGGUUGAAGUUGAAAAAUAAUGGCGCAAAAGGAGGACCAGGGUACAACAGCAGAUUUCGACGGCGGCGCUGA
Messenger RNA from Colletotrichum truncatum, 1401 nucleotides. RefSeq names its product DNA replication regulator sld2. Lineage: Eukaryota; Fungi; Ascomycota; Sordariomycetes; Glomerellales; Glomerellaceae. Gene Ontology annotation, biological process: DNA replication; double-strand break repair via break-induced replication; mitotic DNA replication preinitiation complex assembly. Gene Ontology annotation, molecular function: DNA replication origin binding; single-stranded DNA binding. The record is from RefSeq and is a predicted model, not a curated record. Gene Ontology annotation, cellular component: DNA replication preinitiation complex.